UUCCCGCGGAAACUCCUUGAACUCCCGCUUCUCCCUUCCUUACCCACGGAAGCUCUGGCCAUGGCAGUCCAAGAAGAAGAUCGUCAGCACAUUCCUAGUUUCCCCGACGAGCCUUGGGAUUGGGAAGAAAUAUCUCUCAAUCUUCUUCUCCACUCCAACGUUGAUCAAGGCUCGUACAAUCUUUUAUUCUCUCCCUGUCGCUCUGAUAUUUAUUUGGCGACCCUUUUUCUUGUUUUUCGUAUUUCAGAGUUGGGGAGUGUGAAAUCGCCGUGGGGAAGAAAGAAGCAUAGGCUACGCUGGCUGGGGAAACCGAGAGCGAUUCCCCAAGUGAUUCUCAAGCUUCAGGACCCCAAACUCAGAGAAUCUGCUCUUCACUCGCUUAGUUCUUUCCUUUUCCUGGAGGUGCUCUUGAUCUACAGGAUGAUGGCUGAUGGAAGUCUAAAUGAGAGAGCAUGCAUGCGCCUUAUCAGUGUCAUUAUUCUAUUCCAGUGUAUUGCAGCUAAUAGAGAAACUCGGCAAAAGCUCAUGAACUUUCAGCCUGCAUUGUUAACUUCUUGGUACCCUGAGUACCAUUCAUAUCCACCCUGGAGGUGUAUGACAAUGUGAGAGCUGUUACCUUGUCGGUGUUUGGCAUUUUAUGCCAGGUACAUUUUAUUUCUCCGUACAGUGAAUCAUCCAGGACUUCCUCUGAUCUCAGAAAAAAAUUAACUUUUUCUUCCGUAUUACUGUCUUUCUUGAAGGCGAGAGAGUGUAGUGCUGUCCAAUGGGCUAUUGAAAAUGAGGUAGUGGAAGUAUGCUUGAUUGGCAUGGACACUGGAAAUCAACUCACAAAAGUGAUUGGACUGCACAUUGUUGAAUCCAUACUUCGGGUUGACUUUGGAAUAUCUUACAUAUUCAGUCCUGCAGCUGAUCAUCUAUUGACUAGACUGAUGAAAACAUGGGAUAAUUUGGUAAAUCAGAUAGCUGUGUUGUGCACGGCUUCUCUCCUCGAAUCCUCUUUCAUACCAUCCGGUGCUACACUCUCCUAUGCUGUGAUGAAAGGUAAUUUACCUGAUGUCCCUUUUGGUUGUGAAGCUGAAAGGUACUAAGCGAGCAUUUCCUCUUCUGUCAUCCAAAUGCAUCAGGUAUGCAUAACCAGUGGAUAUUUGUGUGACUAUGAUUUAUUGACGUAUGCGUGGUGCAGUGCAUCGUCAAACUGCUUGUGACCUAGUAGAUGCUUUUGAAUCUUCUAGUGCUUAAACUGAAAAAUGAAUAUAGUGCUGCAAAGUUCUAGCACUAGUUUGUCAGGCAAAUAUUUUACUGUUCUCAAUCUAUGUGGUUACUCCUGAUUCUUAAGUUGAGACCUGGCAUUCAUGUCUAGCAGGGGACAUGAUCUUGUGAAGCAGUCACUCCCUGAAUCCUUCACCAAUGGCACUUUUCAUGAAAGCCUGAAGGUAUUUGCUGAUAAUUUGGUUUCAGAUUAAACUUUUUAAGAAGGAUAUGCAAAUCUUGCGUUCAUAAUUUGUGGAUAUAUAUUGCAGGAGUUUCCGGUAAUUCAUAGAUUGCUUUCACAGCUAUUACUGAUUGCUGGUAUAAAUGACUCAUGAGCAUCUUCUUCAGCUCACGAGGUUUUGUUUUUCCGAAAAGAAUCAGGACUAAUGGUGUCAAGUGUUUCCUGGAACUGCUGCGUUUCGGGGAUCAGAUGUUGUAUUGCAUAAUUUAGAAAACCGGUUCCUAAGAUUGUUUCUCCAGAGAGAGAAAUUACACAAAAUCCUCUGGAAAUUGCAUUUUUGCUUGGAAUUCUUUUGUACGAUCUUCGAAUCCUCUAAAGCUUCCAACUUUAUGUUCUA
Messenger RNA from Rhodamnia argentea, 1829 nucleotides. RefSeq lists its product as uncharacterized. The coding region runs from base 61 to 606 and encodes 181 amino acids. The record is from RefSeq and is a predicted model, not a curated record. NCBI's taxonomy places the organism in Eukaryota, Viridiplantae, Streptophyta, Magnoliopsida, Myrtales, Myrtaceae. The transcript is spliced from 6 exons.